AUGACGAGCUUCUUUUCAUGGCUAUUCACAAGUUUCACAAAUAAUACUGGCCGGCAAAUGGUCGGAAAUUAUCUCGAAAAGAUUGAUCCGUCAUCUGCCCGAAGUGCAAGUCGUCGGGCACUGAUCGAUGAGUUCGUUGCCGAGACACUUCGUCCGGACGGCUUAUUUUUGCUUCGUCUAGUGCAGGCCAAUUCAGGCGAUAUUGUUACCUGCGAGUUGAUCGCAACCCUCUGGCGACGAUUUUACGCUGCACGGAUUCCGCCUUCAUACAUCACCGAACCGCUGCUGCCGGCGAAGGAUAAGCGCAUGGCACCAGUCAUCGAAAGCGGAUUAUAG
Messenger RNA from Gongylonema pulchrum, 336 nucleotides. The record is from the annotation of a GenBank genome assembly. NCBI's taxonomy places the organism in Eukaryota, Metazoa, Nematoda, Chromadorea, Rhabditida, Gongylonematidae.